AAAUCAUUGGCUCCUAAAAUUUCAAUUCCAACACCCAAACCCACCAAAUCUCUAAGCACCCUCACCACCCUUAACGUCCGUUACAGAAGACAAAAACAACCUUGUCUGCUUUUCCUUUGGUUACUUCAUAUAUAAGGGGACUGGUAAAUUUGCUCGGAUUUUUGUUUUCCUUUUUGAUCAAGGGAAAACGAAAAUCAUGGGUGGGAAUAAUCAGAUAAUUGAUGAAAGAGAAUACAUGUUGUUGAAGGACUUCGAAGCGGAAAUUGAAGCUGAAGAAGAAAAGGGUUUUACUCUUUGUUUCUGGGUUUAUGUUUUCAACUCCAAUGCAUUUCCUGCCACCAUUCUCAAACAGGUGUACGCAGAGACUAACAGCAAUGCUCCUUUACUUGUUCUUAAUGAAAAGACAAUGAUGUUUUUGCCAUUGACUUGCCUGCAAAAUGAAGCCCCUAGUCCUGGAAAUAUUGCUUUGCCAACCGAAGUUCCCAAAGUAUCUACAGAGAUUGAACACCCUCUGAACAAAUGGAUACAUGUCGGAUAUGAGGUUUCUACUGGCUUUGUACGGCUUCACAUUAAUGGGGAUAUUGCAGGAGAGCUGCAGCUCUCUUCCUUUUUAAACAAAGAUUCCAUGCCAAAUGGUUUGAAGAAGAGAACAUUAGUAUGUAUUAGUGGUGGUAAUGAUUUGCAGGGUUAUAUACACGAUGCAAAAGUCUUGCCUUCAACUUUGUCUAUAAAGGACCAAUAUGUUAAGGAUCCACCUCUAAGAUUGUCUAUUGAUGAGUCGUCUGCCUCUGAUAUUGAAGAAGACAAUGGCUUUUGGAAUAUUGUUGGUGGCAAGGCAUCUUGUCGCAGGAUUUUUUCCUUGGAUGUUGUUUUAUUAAAUGCCUUUGGCCAGCCAGUAAACAAGGAACUAGAGGUUGUUGCAUCACUUUUGUAUGCUCAUGAUCGAUCAUCAGUAGAGAAGACAAAUGAGGAAGAAGCUCCUCUUCUAGCUAGCUAUGAUGGAAUUGAAUUUGCCUCUUGUGAUCGACCUAGUAAACUAGUGAAAGGGCGGGCAUCCUUUAAGCUGAAGAUCUCCAAGCUCUCAUCCAAGUGUGAUAAUAGGCAGUUCUGCAUUAAAUUUGGGAUACCAAAGUUUGAGGGUUAUCAUUUCCUUGAGGACUUUUCCCCUUCAAUUCGUUGUAUCUCUCGCUAUCGUACUCCAAGGACAUCUACUAUUAUUUGGAAAAAAAUGUCUGCUGUUCAUCCAGUCAAUGGAUCUCAAUCAUUAGGCUUAGAUGAUGUUUCUUAUGAACUUAAGCACAAUACCGUACAUGAAGCAAAACUUAGUCCAACAUCAAAGCGGGUUAGGUUGGGAGAAGCAAAGAUUUCUACAACUGACCAACCUGGUGAAGAAUGCAACUCUCUUGCCUGGGCUGCCAAUCAGGUCGAGAAUGGUAUUGGGUCUAGUUUGGAGGGGAGACCUGAGAAUUUUGAAGAAGUGGACAAUUCCCUACUUGAUUCAGAGAGCACUGGGGCCAGAGAUUCAGCUUUAAAGAGCGUGUCAAGUAGGGGACAUUCAGUUUCAGAUUUGACAAUUUUUAGGUACUGCCUGGGAGGCUUGACUGAUAGGUCUGUUUUACUGAAGGAAAUUGCAACAACUACUUCAGAUGAAGAAAUUACAGGAUUUGCUGACCAGGUUGCCCUGUACUCGGGAUGUUCUCAUCAUAGGCAUCAAAUAAAAAUGUCAAAGAGAUUGAUAGAUGAUGGAACAAAAGCCUGGAAUUUGAUAUCACAAAACAACCUCCAAGUUCAAUGGGAGAGUGCAGUUUUCAAGAUUGAAGAGCAAUUCAUGAAGAUUGCUUGUUGCACUACUAGAUCUCUUACCCAACAGGACUUUGAGCUUCUGAGAAAAAUUGCCGGAUGCCAAGAUCACAUGGCCCAAGAAAACUUUGAGAAGUUGUGGUGUUGGUUAUACCCUGUAGCUUUUACAUUAUCUAGUGACUGGAUAAAUGAAAUGUGGAAUUCUACAUCACCAAAGUGGAUAGAAGGAUUUAUAACGAAGGAAGAAGCAGAACUCUCACUUCAAGGUCCAAGGGGCCUGCAAGAGCCUGGAACAUUUAUACUUAGGUUUCCUACUUCAAGGAGUUGGCCCCACCCAGAUGCUGGUAGCUUAGUUGUGACAUAUGUUAGCAGCGAUUACACUCUUCACCACAGGUUGCUUUCCCUUGAUAAUGUAAACAGCUCUGGAGCAAGGGAAAUGAAUGUCAAAGUAAAACCAUUGCAAGAUAUGCUAUUGGCAGAACCUGAGCUCUCUCGGUUAGGAAGGAUAAUAAGACACCAGUAACCAUUGUUCGGAUGAAGCAUUGCAUUUCUGCUUUUGGUUUGUCGUGACCAUUAGUAGGUUUUGCUGUCACUGCCAUGCUGCUAGUUCUUUCCCUCUUAGGUUGCUUCAGUCUCUCUGUUUUCCUCUUUGAUGUACUUAUGAAACUAUAUAUGUAAUAUCAGAAGCCAAGUAAGGGUCGUGUCCAUACUGUAAAUGCGGCAAUUUUCUGAUGAACGACUGGUUCAUUUACAUACAGAUGCCAAAUUGGUGAAGAGAAAUCGAUUUUGUGA
Durio zibethinus is the source of this 2592-nucleotide messenger RNA. RefSeq names its product SH2 domain-containing protein A-like. Gene Ontology annotation, molecular function: DNA-binding transcription factor activity. Lineage: Eukaryota; Viridiplantae; Streptophyta; Magnoliopsida; Malvales; Malvaceae. The record is from RefSeq and is a predicted model, not a curated record. Gene Ontology annotation, biological process: regulation of DNA-templated transcription; signal transduction.